Molecule: messenger RNA, 1075 nt
Organism: Saccostrea cuccullata (small rock oyster)
Lineage: Eukaryota; Metazoa; Mollusca; Bivalvia; Ostreida; Ostreidae
Exons: 6
Coding region: 313-939 (208 amino acids)
Source: RefSeq, a predicted model, not a curated record
ACAAAAUGGUUUGUAGGGGAUUUAAUCUUUCGGGGCCAUGCAAGGGGUAUCGUUGUUAUCGAAUCUCAAACAGUGUAAUUCAUCUAAGAUAAGAAAAUAUUUACCCAAUAUUUAAAUAUAUACAUAUACAGUCUAUGUAGAAGUUCGGUAGACGGGGAUAUUUUUUUCUAACAAAAGACAUUUAAAGGAUACAAAAUAUAAUCACCUUUGGGAUUAACGUGUGUCGAGCGAUUCACUUGACGCGGGGGAACGAUUUAGUGUUAGGUGUAGGAGUAAAACUUCUAACAACACAACACCACUUGUGUCUGGACCAUGUACGGCGAUCAACCCACGUACUGCGAACCCACCCCCACGGUCGUGGCCCCACCCAGACCGGCCUCCGCCCAGAGCUUCACCCCCGCGUACUUAUGGAGUGACUUUGAACCCCCGGGCGUUCGCAGAGAGAGGACAACAUAUGGAAACAUGAACGAUUGGAUGAAAGUUUCCAGGAAUGGCGUUCCUGUCACAAUGUCAGAUAAUAACUGGCAUAAUCUAAAAAAGAGCGAACAAAAGGAACAUGACUUACAGUUCAAGAAAGCCUUCAGUAAUUUAACAAACAAAAUCGCCUACAGAUACCCAAAUCCUGGAAAUCCAAGACAAAGACAGGGAAGGAUAGGUGGGAGCUGGAGACACAUAAAGGAAGUCCUGGGUCACGGCGGAAGUCGUGUUGUCUACGUGGACGAUCCCUACCGUCCCGAGGGGCCCGGCAGGCGCCUUGCCUUCUCUCCUACCCGUGCCUAUUUUGACCCCUUCGUACCAUUAGGUACAUCCACUUGUGAGUCGCCUUACCCCCCUGUCCAGCCCGCUUCCCCGUCUUACCAGGGAGGAGACGUCGCCAGAAAGAUGGGUCUGAACGUGUCCCCCAAAUACAAGGGAUUCUACCGGUAUGGUGCCAAUUAAAGUCCUCACUUCCUCUCCAUUAUAGCAAUGGAGAAUUUAUAUCAGAACCAUUCAGUAUUUCUGACUUUUAUUAUUGCUCACAUUUAUGUAUUUUAUUUAAAUUAUAUUUGUUUUGUUAAAAAAAGCCUUUCUCAGU